AUGGCCACCAACAUGGCUAACAGUGCUAACCAUCUGCCCUACUUUUUUGGCAAUAUUACACGUGAAGAAGCAGAAGAUUACCUGCUGCAAGGAGGGCUGAGUGAUGGACUAUAUCUGUUGCGCCAGAGUCGAAACUACCUUGGUGGUUUUGCUUUGUCCCUGGCACAUGGAAGGAAGGUUCAUCACUACACAAUUGAAAGAGAGCUGAGUGGAUCUUAUGCCAUUGCAGGAGGGAAGUCACAUAUGAGUCCUGCUGAACUCAUUAGCUAUCACUCAGACGAAGCUGAUGGUCUUGUUUGUCUACUGAGGAGACCUUGCAACCGGCCACCAGGUGUUGAGCCAAAAACAGGACCAUUUGAGGAUUUAAAAGAGACCCUUAUCAGGGAAUAUGUCAAACAAACUUGGAACCUACAGGGUAAUGCCCUCGAACAAGCUAUUAUUAGUCAAAAACCACAGCUGGAGAAGCUGAUUGCCACUACUGCCCAUGAGAAGAUGCCUUGGUUCCAUGGGAAGAUCUCUAGGGAAGAAUCAGAGCACCGUGUUCUUUUAGGGACAAAGACCAAUGGAAAAUUUUUAAUCAGGGAAAGGGACAACAAUGGAUCCUAUGCUCUCUGUGUGUUCAGUGAAGGGAAAGUACUGCAUUAUCGUAUUGACAGAGACAAGACAGGAAAGCUCUCUAUACCAGAUGGAAAAAAGUUUGACACCCUCUGGCAGUUAGUUGAACAUUAUUCAUACAAACCAGAUGGGCUGCAAAGGGUCCUCACAAUUCCAUGUGCACGACUUGGCUCAGAAAAUGCUAACAUUAUUUUUGACACCCGUCCACCUCCACUUCCCGGAACCCAUCCUAAGACUUGGUCAACAGGUGGAAUUAUCUCAAGACUCAAAUCGUACACCUUUCCAAAGCCUGGCAGCAAAAAGUUCCAUCCAUCCAUGCCUCAUGAUGAUUCAGCAUCUUUUAAUCCUUAUGUGCUGCAGAGGACGAGAGCUCUAAUGGGAGCUGAACAAGGAGAUCAGAGGGAUGCCUUGCCCAUGGACACAGAAGUCUAUGAAAGUCCAUAUGCAGAUCCAGAGGAGAUAAAACCCAAAAAUGUCUCACUAGACAGAAAAAUGCUGUCUCUGGAUGAAGAAGAACUUGGCUCUGGUAACUUUGGUACUGUAAAGAAAGGGCUCUAUAUGAUGAAAAAGGGUGCCAAGCCAGUAGCUGUAAAAAUUCUUAAGAAUGAGAAUAAUGAUCCAGCCGUAAAGGAUGAAUUACUGAGAGAAGCCAAUGUAAUGCAGCAACUGGAUAACCCAUACAUUGUCAGAAUGAUAGGCAUAUGUGAAGCUGAGUCCUGGAUGUUAGUAAUGGAGAUGGCGGAACUUGGACCAUUAAAUAAAUUUUUGCAGAAAAACCGACAUGUCAAGGAAAAGAAUAUAACAGAGCUGGUGCAUCAGGUUUCCAUGGGGAUGAAAUACUUGGAAGAAAACAAUUUUGUGCACAGGGAUUUGGCUGCAAGAAAUGUGUUGCUAGUUACCCAACAUUAUGCCAAAAUUAGUGACUUUGGACUUUCCAAAGCUCUUGCUUCUGAUGAGAAUUAUUACAAGGCACAAAGUCAUGGGAAAUGGCCAGUCAAGUGGUAUGCUCCAGAAUGUAUGAACUUCUACAAAUUUUCUAGCAAGAGUGAUGUUUGGAGCUUUGGGGUUCUAAUGUGGGAAGCUUUUUCCUAUGGGCAAAAGCCAUAUAAGGGAAUGAAAGGAAGUGAGGUUGCCCAGAUGAUUGAAAGAGGAGAGCGAAUGGAAUCUCCUGAGGCUUGUCCAACUGAGGUCUAUGACUUGAUGAAACUGUGUUGGACAUACAAGAUUGAUGAGCGACCAGGAUUUUCUGCUGUUGAGCUCAGACUACGUAACUACUAUUAUGACAUUUCACAUUAA
This is a messenger RNA of Emys orbicularis (European pond turtle), 1911 nucleotides long. RefSeq names its product spleen associated tyrosine kinase (gene SYK). Gene Ontology annotation, cellular component: cytoplasm. Lineage: Eukaryota; Metazoa; Chordata; Testudines; Emydidae. The transcript is spliced from 13 exons. Gene Ontology annotation, molecular function: ATP binding; non-membrane spanning protein tyrosine kinase activity. Bases 1 to 1911 code for a protein of 636 amino acids. The record is from RefSeq and is a predicted model, not a curated record. Gene Ontology annotation, biological process: intracellular signal transduction; B cell receptor signaling pathway; positive regulation of alpha-beta T cell proliferation.